AUGAGAAUACACAUUCAUUCUCUCGGUUCGGACAAUAGUUUAUCACACUUAAGUCAUCGAAUUAUUUCGCUAGUUUAUGAUCGAUCGAUUGAACUUGUAAAAAAAGCUGUUUCAGUCGGUGGUGUAUUGCUCAAUGAUGAAAUUGUUUCAAUAGAAAAAUGUCUUGAUUUUAUCACAAACACAUUGCAAGCAGCGAAUGCAGCAACGAUAAUGAGUAGUGGUGAUGCUGAAGCAGCAGCUGUAACAGACAAAAUAAUUCGAGAAAUUCUUCUAUUAAAUGAAUAUUCUAUCAAUUUAUUCAACACGAUGACUUCUCAAAGCAAAAUGUUCUUGUUACGUGUAACUGAGAGUCUCCUGAUCAAUACCACUACAUCACCUUUGACUUAUAAUGAGAGUUGUACAUUUUCCAAUGGUACAUGUGAAUGGCUAACAGGAAGACGAUGGCAUACAGGAACUUUGACCGACAAUGAUAAACUGAUAGACGAAGUUGUAUUAAUUAUGAUUGGUGAUGAACUAGAUAGAGAACAAGGUUUUACUGAAGCAUUAAGAACAAUAUGGUUACCACCAUGUUCAACUAUUAAUUUAAGUUUUAAAUUUUUAAUUCGUAAUCCAUAUGACACCUUAACAGUUUAUGUCCUAAAUCAAAAAGGUGUUGCAAAGAAAAUGGGCGAAUGGUUGUCAUUAACCAAUACUGAAAAUUUUACACAUAAUCGAUUGAUCUGGCAAUAUGCCAAUCUGACAAUGGCAAUUAAGCAAAUCCAUAGAGUAGAAAUUGAAGCUAGACAUUUUCCAAAUAGUAACUCGUUAUUUGCCAUUGAUGAUCUUUUACUAAUGUCACAAUGUCAUUCAAGAACUAUUGAAACAAACACAAUUCCCAUAUCAUCCACUUCAGAACAUACAACUACACAUCCAAUAUUUAAUCAUACAAAUUUAAUGGAACCAAAGUAUACAAAUAUCUUACGAGAUGUUGAAUUAGUUACUAUUAGUAGUUAUGUAAUAACAUCAACUCCCAUCGUUAUACCAUCAUCCUCAACACUAUAUGGAUCAUCAAUUAGUGCUGAUGAAAACAAUCGUUUAUCAAUAUUAACAUUAGUUCUUUAUCUAUUAUGUUCAAUAAUUGUGUUCAUUUUAUUACUUGUAUUAGUCGGACUAGUCGUCUUCAUAUAUAAAAAACGUUGUUUUAUUCGUCAUGAUAGUGUUAGUGCUCAUUUGGAACCAAAAAAGAAAAAUCUUAUUAAUAUUAUACAAAUAGAAGAUGUCGAUAAUAGUACUAACAAUAAUCCAAAUACAACAUCAGCAUCAACAGUAUCACUAUGA
This is a messenger RNA of Didymodactylos carnosus, 1317 nucleotides long. The record is from the annotation of a GenBank genome assembly. Lineage: Eukaryota; Metazoa; Rotifera; Eurotatoria; Philodinida; Philodinidae.